GUGUCUCCUCACAGCUUCAUCCGACUUCGAAAGCGACCAUCGAACCUACCUUGUCCCUAAGAGAAGUUGCGGACAGAGGCUGUUCACUAAGAUUCCAAAACGGAGACGCAUUUGGGCCUCUGGUGCAGACAGGAGUGGACGAACAUCAACGAGAGACAAAUUUAGAAAUUCUGGGACAAACCAAACUGUAUCCAUAAAGGCAUCUGUAGCCGUUAUCUGAACGACUAGAAACCUCGCCAGCAGUGAACGACUAGUUAACUACUUCCAGUCAACAUGAGCAACGCAACUUUACCCCAAUUUUCUUACUACGCAUCUCAUCAGAAUGUGUACUUCGGGUAUCCCGAAAACGUCAAAAUCGUGGACUUCGUGCCAGAGCACAUGAAGCACAUGAUCCAUCAGCACUGGUACAGUUUCCCUCCUGUUAAUCCCAUGUGGCACUACCUGCUGGGAGUCAUCUACGUCUUACUCGGUUUUUUCUCUAUCACUGGCAAUGGACUGGUGGUCUAUCUCUUCAUCGUGGCUAAGGGCCUCAAAUCUCCAGCCAACCUUCUUGUGGUCAACUUAGCCUUAUCAGACUUGAUCAUGUUAACAACUAACUUCCCCUUCUUUGCGUACAACUGCUUCAUGGGCGGGCAGUGGAUGUUUAGCGCUCUGUACUGCGAAAUAUACGCUUGCUUAGGUGCCAUAACAGGUGUCUGCAGCAUCUGGUCCUUGGUGAUGAUAUCUUGGGACAGAUACAACAUCAUCUGCAAUUCCUUCAAUGGCCCGAAGUUAACCAUGGGCAAGGCAGUUAUCAUGUGCCUCUUCUGCUGGGCAAUGGCCAUCGGCUGGGCCCUCCCUCCAUUCUUCGGAUGGGGCAAGUACAUUCCAGAGGGAAUCCUGGACUCUUGCAGCUAUGACUACCUCUCACAAGAUUGGAUGACUAGGAGCUACAACCUCGCCAUCAUGUUCUUCGAUUUCGUGUGUCCCUGCACAAUCAUCAUUGGAUCCUAUGCAUUCAUCGUGAAAGCAAUCUGUGCUCACGAGAAGGCGAUGCGGGAACAAGCGAAGAAGAUGAACGUUGCUAAUCUUCGCUCCGGAGAGGCCGAUGCCCAGAGAGCUGAAAUUCGUAUUGCCAAGACGGCCAUUGCCAACGUCUCCCUGUGGCUUAUCUGCUGGACACCAUACGCAGCUAUUACCAUGCAGGGUGUCUCUGGUAGCCAUGACACCAUCACUCCACUGGUGACAACACUGCCCGCCCUUCUGGCUAAGAGUGCCUCUUGCUACAACCCCUUCGUUUAUGCCAUCAGUCAUCCAAAAUUCAGACAGGCCAUUACCGUCCACAUGCCCUGGUUCUGUGUCCACGAGCCCGGUGACAAAUCCUCUUCCAGCGAUAACAAGAGCGAAACCAGCAACACUACCUCAGCAGAAGAGAAGGCGUAGAUGGAAUUUCAGUCACCACAGUGACGUACAAAAAACAAAAAGUAACCCCCCAAAAAAAUCCACGUCAGCACUUUUACGAAGACGGAUGUCCGCUGAGAUUUCGACGACGAGAGAACUAAUGAACCUUCACUUUUUUAUAUUGAUGAGCUUCUGACUGCAAGAAGAAGCAACAACAAGCCUACAACCUACAACCUACAACCUCCCUCUUUUGUGCGUUUUUGUUUCCGUAACCUGCGACGGACUUCAAGCGUUACAGGCACUGAGGCCUCGGUGAAUUCUCUAUAUUAAAGCCCUCCUUAGCAGCAUUU
Molecule: messenger RNA, 1730 nt
Organism: Macrobrachium nipponense
Lineage: Eukaryota; Metazoa; Arthropoda; Malacostraca; Decapoda; Palaemonidae
Product: compound eye opsin BCRH2-like
Exons: 9
Coding region: 274-1422 (382 amino acids)
Biological process (GO): visual perception; G protein-coupled receptor signaling pathway; phototransduction
Cellular component (GO): plasma membrane
Molecular function (GO): G protein-coupled photoreceptor activity
Source: RefSeq, a predicted model, not a curated record